Messenger RNA from Brassica rapa (field mustard), 3404 nucleotides. RefSeq lists its product as uncharacterized. NCBI's taxonomy places the organism in Eukaryota, Viridiplantae, Streptophyta, Magnoliopsida, Brassicales, Brassicaceae. Gene Ontology annotation, molecular function: RNA binding. Gene Ontology annotation, cellular component: chloroplast. The record is from RefSeq and is a predicted model, not a curated record.
GGUCACGGUUUCUCUUGUUAUAUAUAUGAUAGAUUGUGUAGAGAGAUAGACAAGAAGAUAAGAAGAACAUUUUGCAUAACAUAAACUUGUAUUUUGUUCCUUGGAAAGGGGUAGAGAUUCAGACCAAGAUAAGCGGUUUAAAGGGUUUUGGGGUUUUGUGUGUACUCUCUUGUAACUUCUGAACUAGUGAAUUCUGAGAGAUACAUCCCGACCAGAUGUAGCGACCUUAAUUUUUACCGUUCUGUAUAUACUAUGCUUAUGUGUUGAAGUUGCAUUCACAGAGGAUAACCAAAAGCCACUUAAGGUCGCCAACGGUCCCCUUUAAUCACAUUGAGAUCACUCUAUGUUAUGAUUUGUUUUAUUUGUAAAAAUGCGAAAGCCUGUGUGGUGAUACUUUUUUCUUUUAGGCAAGCUUAUGGUUUCUUUUUUUUUGGUCUGCCUAUACAGACAUUAAGUAAUGUCUACAUGGUUAUAUAAUAAAGAGAUUAUUAUAGUCAUGUCUAUAUGCUAAUCCUUUUUUAUUAAAAAAUGGCGAGUGGGGAUCUUUGGGUAUGUUUUUUCUUUAUCAUUAUGAAUUGUAAAUGGUCGAUGCUUUGUACUAUUGUUGGCCGUCAUUUUAUUCAUAUUCUUCGUGAAUUGCAUAGUAUGUCUAAGAUUUCUAAUUUCGAAUUUGUGUAAUCGAUUUCAAAUAUAUUAUAAGCAGAAUCAUGUUCUCAAUCAAUGCAUAUAUAAUAGACUCGGUGAUUAUCAGACUAUGUAUCAGCAUGUGAGAAUAUUCACUUUCUCUUACGUAUAAAUCGACAAAAAGAAAAAAACAAAUGAAUCGAAUCAAACUCAUGUUUUUUGCCUUAAAUCACCUGGCACAUUCCCAACCGUUCCACACGUAAUAUUCUUUUAGUCAUUCAGAAGAAAUGUGCAGUAAAUCAAAUCAAAUGGGGAAAACCUUAAACCGUAAUUUAAACCUCAUUGCUUACCGGUAUACAAGAAGGUAAACCAACCUAGAACGAAGAGCUGGCCCGGCUUUGUACAUGUGUUGAAUGCACAUUUGCACAUGACCCAUUACAAAUUUUUGAUUUUUUUCUUAAGUAGAGCUUAAUUGUGUGUAAAAAUUAUAUUUUGUUUUGAGAAGUAGGCCUCAAGUUUUCUUGAACUCAGGAUCCACUAUAUUGUUGAGACGGGACUGACAAAGAGUAUAGACCAUAAAUCACAGAAAAUAAAACCAAGAAUAUACAGUCAAGUAUAUAUGAAAGGCACCUAGUAACAUAUAUCAGAGGAGGAAAAGCCAGCAAGCGCAGCUUCACGGUGGCGACCAGUAGAAUUACCAGAGAAGCGUGGAUGCGGGAACAAGAAAAUCACGGCGAUGCCAAGAAUCAAGAAGAGAGACGGUUCUCCUUGCCUCUCGAUUUUCUAUGGAAGCAUUAAUCUUUUUCUAUUUCAAGUGUUUGGAAGUCGUUAGAAAGUCUGUUUUACGAAGAAAAAAUAAUAAAAACCAAUACAAUUUUUAUAAAUUAGUAAUAUUAAAAAUACUUUGUUUUAUUUUUUUUAUCAACGAUUUCAAGCAAUUUUUAAAAAAUAUUGUUACUCUAUGGUUGGUCACUGCUUGCACAUCGAUCCAACUUUGAUUUUAGUGAUGCAUUGAUCUAAUAGCAUGUACAAUGUAGAGUAGAUAAAUCUAAUUUUAUUUGCUUUUUUACAGUAAGAGUAAGUAGAAUGAAUAGCAUUUCUCCUUUAGCGUUUUGAACUUUGUAUUUAUAGUUGUAAUUUGUAAAUCAUAUAUAUUCUUUAAAAUACUAAACUAUUUGUAUUUAUUCUUAGAUAUUAAAAAGAAAUAUUUAUCAUGAAGUUUUCAUUUUUAUCCUUGGACAAAAAUAAUUAGAACACUAUUGCACAAACCACUCUGCAGUGUUGUUCUUGUGCGACAGAAUUCGUGCCGUUUUAAAGGCAACAAAACGAAUCAAAGGGGUUUUGAAACACAAUGCGUAUUGUAAAAUGAAAAAGGAAGGGGUGUUCCGAGAAUCGAACUCGGGACCUCUCGCACCCGAAGCGAGAAUCAUACCACUAGACCAAACACCCUUUUUGUCCUACCUGUGUAAAAAACAUUAUUAAUCAACAUGUUGGCUGUUGCUAUAAGCCCACAUAAAUCUCAGGGAGCAGAAGGAGACCCGGACAUGGCAUAGCUGCAAUGAAGACUGCAAAACCAUCGACUUUGACCUACUUGAUUCAACAACAUCUUCUCCGACAUGCCAAACCAAAGUCUCCACUUUGUCUGUUCCGCAGAUCCUUUUCACUAUUAAUCCGUAAACCCAAUCAGCAGUGUUGCUUCCCUUCAUUCUUCUCGCCGACAUCCUCUUCUUUACCUCUCCAGUCUCCUCAUAUCUCACUCUCUUCUCUCCUCGUACCUAAAUACUUGUCUUCUGCUUGCGAACCAGAACAAGAUAAAGACAACGUGUCCUUACUACCCUCUCAUAGCGUAAAAAACGAUGAAGAAGAGGAGGAUGGGUCGGACCGUACACUGGUUUCCACGAGAGAAAUUAGAAGAAGCUCUGAAGAAGUGAUUGCUGAGAGCUCACCAAUGAAGUUGUCGGCGAAGGAGAAGAAAAAGCUCGCUUCUUACGCGCACAGCCUUGGAGACAAGCUGAAAUGUCAACUCGUGGGCAAGUCAGGGGUCACGGAUUCAGUCGUCUUCUCCGUCCUAGAGACGCUGGAGAAGAACGAGCUCUUAAAGGUGAAAAUACACAGGACAUGCCCUGGAACGCUAGAGGACAUGAUUCUGCAUUUGGAGGAAGCUACUGGUUCUGUAGUAGUCGGGAAAAUUGGACGGACUGUAAUACUUUAUCGUCCUAGUCCCACCAAAUUGAGGAGUAUAUGGUGAUUUUCUAAGCUAAGGAGCUUUCACUUUCUCUGCAUAGCAGCUAGAAGCCUAGAAGUACACUGUCCCGCUAUAGAAGACGUGCAAGGGCUAAGAGAAAACCGAGCCUGAAAUAAAUUCAUGUUAUAUUUAAGAAGAGCAAAGUAUGUCUGUUAUACGGUUUGGGUUAUAUGGCUGUAGCAACCCAUUGGAAUCCCACUCAAGCCAAAUCAUCCAUUGCUCAGAAGCUUUUUAGUCAAUUGAAAACAAUGAAAAGAGGAGAGGGAGUUACAGAAAUCUAUUGUGGAAUUCAGGAGAAUGAUGUAGAUUGAGUGAGUGAGUAGUGAGUACCAUAAGUACAAGCCCAGCAAGGCAAGGGAAAAGCAUCCACUCACUGACAAGCUGGUUUAUCUGAGAUUUCUUCCAGCCUUCAUUUAUCAACAACAACAACAGUUUUAGUUUAAUCUUUUAACAAAAAAAAAACAACAGUUUUAGUUCUUGUGAAUUAGAUUUGCUGGUAAUAAGAUCUUUACAAGGAAAAACUGAGACAGAAAAA